AUGGCAGACAACGAAAAUAACGAUGAUCAACCAAAUUUGGAGGAGGAUCCAAUGGCAUUCUUACCAGCAGAUCACCAUUUGUUGGCUCGUUUGCAAAUUGCAUUACAAAAAUAAUUGGAUGAUGAGCAUUCAAGAGUAGAAUUAGAGCUUGUCGAAGUCGAAGAUUAAUUAAAAAAGCUUGAUAGAGAAAAGGAGGAUAUUGGUGUUAGAUUAUAUGGUGUAUAACAAUAGUUAGCAGAGAAUUAAUAAAAUUUUGAAAAAGCACAUGAAAACUUUAAUUUUGUAUAAAAAUUGAGAAUUGAAAGUGAGUAAAAACUAAAAACUAUUAACGACUUACACUUACAGAAGAAGAAAGAGGUAGAUGAAUUAAGGAAAAAAUAUCUAAAAGCUCAAGAUGAAUUAUCGAAACUUACCAAAACUUUGCACACCAUUGAGAAUUAUAACAAUUAGAUGCAAGCAGAAAUCCAAUAGACUAGAAGAAUCGUCUACAGAGGAGAAGAAAAUGUGCAAGCAUUAGAAAAGGAUAAGAAAAAAUAAGAUUACUUAAUUGAUCAAAUGAAUGAGGAAAUUAAGAGAUUGACAGAAUAAAAGACUAUAUUGAUGGAUCAAUUGAUAUCACAAAGCAAAGAGACAGAAAAUGCUAGACAAACAAUGAAGGAUGCUUAAGCUGAAAUGGAAAAGAUCAUUGCAUCAAAAAAGAACCUUAUGGAAAGAUGGUAGAAGAGUUUGGUAAGGAUGUAGAGAAUGGACAAUGCACUAUAAGAAAUUAGAGAAGCUUAUAAAAAAGAAUCAGAAGUCAAUAUCUAAUUAGGUACUGAACUAUAAGGAAUUAAUAAUGAAAUCAGAAAAGAAAAUGCUAGAUCUGAAGAUUUAAUUGCAUAGAAAAGAAAAUUGGAAAAUCAAAAGUCGAACUUAGAAAACAGGAGAUAAGAAUUACUUGAAGAGUAGGCAAAACUCAAUGCUUAAGUGUUAUUGUUGAAUGAAUCUCUUAAAUAGACAGAAAAUGAAACUAAAAAGACUGAUAAUGAAUAAAGAAAUGUCGAUGAAUAAAUGAAAUUGAUUGAAACUAAUAUUAUGAAAUUGCAUACAGAAACUAAAAGCUUAUUGGAAGACUUAUUAGAUUCAAAGAGUGAAAAUACUACCAUUGAAAAAACUGCCUUAAAUUUGUUGAAAUAGGCUUAAAUUAUCUAAUCUGAAAUUGAAGAAAAGGAAAUAGAAUUGGAAAAUCUAAAUAAUGAAAUUGCUAGAGUUAAAAUUGAUCAAUUGAACACAGAAUAAUAGAUUGAAUAAUUAAAAUUAAAAAAGGCUGCAGUUAUUAAAGAAAGAGAUGACAAGAAAAUUACUGUUGCUACUUACGAAGUAUAAAUUAAAUAGGGUCAUGAAUUAAAUGAAAAAAAACAACAUGAAGUUGGUAGAUUAAAUAAGGUUCAUGAUGAAUUGACAAACAAUUCUUCAGAAGUCAGCAGAGGACCUUUAGAAGCUACAAAGUCUAAUCUAAAACGAUAAUUUGAUGAAAUGAUUCAACAAUGUGAAGCCAUGCAUAGAGAUUGGAUCAAGAAGCAAACUUAAUUGGUUGAAAAAACUAAAGAAUAUGAAACAUGUUCAACAGAGGUUGAUGAAUUAUCAAAUAAACAAGUUAUUUUAGAAAAUAAAAAAAUGAGAUUAAAUUCUUAAUAUAGAUCUCAUGAAAGAGAAAUAAGAGAAAUCAAAAAUAGUCUUAAAAAUCUUUAAAAUGAUAUGAAUAAAUUAAAUGAUGAUUUAGAAAGAUAUUAAUUUAAAUAAGAAAAAUUAACAAACGAAAAUAACCAUAUUUAGAGUGAAUUUCUUGAGAAGUUGAAAGAGUUAGAGAAGGAAGCCGUAAGAUAUGAAGUCUAAAUUGAUAAAUUAAAGGACAGUAAAGCAGAUUUAUUAAAUGAUAUAAUGGAGGCAGAAAAGUAAAUCCUGUUGUGGGAAAGAAAGAUUCAAUUGGAAAAAGAAAUGCAAGAGGCUUUGGAUCCAAAUGUUGGACAGAGCGAAUUAAAACUAUUGUAAAAAGAAAUACAUAAGAUGGAACUAAGAUAAAAGGAAUAAAAGAAGAGUUAGGAGUAGAUCAUAAAAGAAAUGGAAAGAACUGUUUUUAAGAGAGAGACUAUCCAAUUAAAAUAUCUGAACAAAGAUAAAUCUUCCUCAGGACCUAAAGAACUUAAACUUCCUCCUGUUGGAGCUAGCAAUAAUACAACUUAAGUUAACAAAUAAAUCUAAACACUUAAGAAUACAUUGAAUCAAACAUUGAUGAAUGGAUAAAAGAUAGAAUAAGGUAUAAGAGCACAAGAAGAGUAACUUGAAAAUCUUUAACAAUAAAUCUAGGAGGCUUCCUAACAGUAAUAAUAAAUGGAAUAGGAAGCUUAUGACAACAAAUAAAAAUUAUAUUAUGCUAAAAAUGAAAAGCAUCUAAAUGUAUUCAAAAUAAGUCAAUUAUAAUCCUAAGCCAAGAAAUACGAGGAAUUAUUAAACAACCCAAAACUUCCUUUUCCAGAACAAUAAAUUAGAUAGAAACUUGAAGAAUAGAAGAACUUCACCAAUAAUAUCAAGAGUGCCUUAAACAAACUAGUUGAUGAAUAGCCAUAAUUACAAGAGAUCUUGGCCCCAUUAUUAGAUUUAUGAAAUAUAUGAAUUUAAAAUUAAUC
This is a messenger RNA of Paramecium tetraurelia, 2666 nucleotides long. RefSeq lists its product as uncharacterized. Gene Ontology annotation, cellular component: cytoplasm. The record is from RefSeq and is a predicted model, not a curated record. The transcript is spliced from 6 exons. Lineage: Eukaryota; Ciliophora; Oligohymenophorea; Peniculida; Parameciidae. Gene Ontology annotation, biological process: axoneme assembly.